Molecule: messenger RNA, 1101 nt
Organism: Manduca sexta (tobacco hornworm)
Lineage: Eukaryota; Metazoa; Arthropoda; Insecta; Lepidoptera; Sphingidae
Product: required for meiotic nuclear division protein 1 homolog
Exons: 6
Coding region: 101-1093 (330 amino acids)
Biological process (GO): positive regulation of mitochondrial translation
Source: RefSeq, a predicted model, not a curated record
GUCAUAAUAGUAAACUCCAGCAUAACCUCAAUUUUAUGUAAUAAUUGGAGCCGGAACGCACAUUCUAUUACAUUUUAUAUAAAAAUAUUUGUACUUCAAAAUGAGUGUAUAUUUAUCAAGACUUGUGUUACCUUCCUUGCGGGGUGCUGCUACGAAGUCUUUUCUGCACGGAGUAGCGCCUCCGAAAAUCAAAUUAAACUAUUCAAAUAGUAAUAUAUUUCGCAUUUUCCAGCAUUUAGUAACAAGAAACUACUCUAGCGAUUCGAUACAACCAACAGUAGCGUUGGAUAACGCCACAAUACCGUUGAAAAAGAAGAUAGUUCAUAAAAAAGCGGUAGCUGAGGACCUAAGUCAGAAAGAGGGUCAUUAUUUGACUCUAGCGUAUUGCACCGCUGAUUGCUACGAUCUGAAGAGUUUGAAGGAGGCGUUGGUGCAGCAGAAACUGUACGAGCCUGGAACGUUGAAAGCCCAUGAAGUAGGUGAUGUUUUGGUAGCAAAUGCAGUGUACACAAUUGGCUCUGAACCCAGGGAGAUAAUAUUCUUCAGGGAAGGAGCUGUUGUGUUCUGGAACUGUACCGAGUUGGAAGCUAGCAAUGUGUUGGCAUUUCUGAAACCAUAUGAGAUCGAAAGUUAUCCAAGAGAAGUUGUAGAGAAGGAGAGAGAAGUGAUGACAUACUUCUAUCAACCAAAUGUUAAGAAGUGUCAUCUCCAAGAGUCAUGUUUUGUGAUGGUGCCCGAAAGGGAUAACUCUUUGGAAAGAUAUACAUUCAGUCACGCGAUGGUGCAGUCGGCGCGGCUGGGCGCGUGGGAGGCGCGGCUGGAGGCGCUGGCGUCCUCCGUGCGGUACCACACCGCCUCCAUGGAGAAGGAGGGCGCCGCUCAUGUCGAUAAAAAGGAGGUAGUCCGCAAACUAGGCGAGUUGUUCUCUCUCCGACACAGAUUGAACGUUGAAUCGGACAUGUUGGAUACACCAGACUUCUACUGGGAGGAAGAGGAGCUCGAGAGGCUCUACUCUAACACCCUCGCAUACUUCACCAUAUCUAGGAGGACCAGGGUAUGUCACUUUAAAAGUAUCGACAAAACAUGGUUUUAGAAGUAAAG